CAUAGAAUAAACGAGUAGCGUAGGUUUGUGGUAUGACAGCGCACGGUGAUUCGGUCUAAUCCAGUCAGCAAUGCUACACAGACACGGGAUUAAUCCGAGAUCAUUAACAAAUGGCUACAUUAAUGGAGCGAUUGGCUUUCUUGCAAAAAAUGCCGACUCUUAUGAAGGCGACGGCAGAUGACGAAGCGCCCUGUCCUGGAUACCUGUUUGAGGAAAUCAGCAAAAUUUCCCAUGAGUCACUGGGCUGCUGCCAGUGUCUUCUUGAAUACCUUCUGGAGCGGCUGCAGGUUGAGUCCUGUCAUGUGAAACUAAAGGUUUUGAAGAUCCUGCUGCAUCUCUGUGGCCACAGUCCUCCACACUUUGUCACAGAGCUGAGGCGAAAUGCCACGUUCAUCCAGGAAGUAACAGUGUACAGUGGCCCUCCAGACUCCGUUCAUGGCAAUGCGCUCUAUCAGAAAGUCCGGGUCUUGGCACAGGAAUUGGCCAGUGUGCUCUUCAGUGACAUGAUGCCCACGGGGUCUGGUAUCUCUCCCUGUAAAGCAGCAUCUCCAACUACAGGAAUGGGAUCUGAGUUUCUCAGAUCAGGAAUGCUGGGAUUUGGAAAUAGCCCAGCAAGAAAAUCAUCCAGUACAGUGGGUAUUUUGGAUAAGAUUCAGAAGGCUGCAGAGGUGGUGGCCAGCGCUGUUCUCCCCCCCACAGAGCACGCUGGUAUUCGACUUCAUGAUAAUCAUUACCGGGCUGUGGUGGCGCCCUCUGCUGUUGUGGAGGUUGCAGUGCCGGCCUGCGCUUACAGUGUCCCUUCAGGCAACCGCAAAGCUUCUCACAGGUGCCCGGGGCAGGCGAGUGGAGGUUGGGAGGAAACAGGCAGUGGCCACAGCUCCUCUCACAACUCCUCUUUCGAGAACGAGCCGAUCGUUCACACAUCACUGAGGGGAAGCAGUAAGUCAGGAGACACAGGCAGCCACUCCGGGGCGAGCCGAGAGAGCGGAGACAGCGUAUCAGAACGUGUGGAGGCUGUACAGUUGGGAGACUGUGGCCAGGAGAUGGCGCUGAUCAGCAGACUGACAAAUGGAUCUAAAAUCUUCCUGUCCAGACAUGAGAGUCAACGUUUCAUCAAAGAGUGUUCUACUUUAAACUGUGAAGUCGUGGUAGAACUUCUCUGUCACAAACUACAGGACCCCUCACAGACCACCCAAAUGAGGGCGCUAUGUGGUCUUGCAUGCCUAAUGUGCACAGAUCUGCUAUCUUUAGAGCAGAUUUUCAGUGUUACACAUGUACGCCUCACCCAGUUGAGUAAGGGGACAGCAGGACCUGUAACAAACAAGGCAAGCAAGCUUCUUAGGCAGUUUGAAGCUCUUUUGGGUACUUCGUUGGAAGGAAGCAAGCAUGAUGCUACUGUGUGUCCUGAAUCAUCCGCUUCUUCACGUUCAGGUCAGCCCUUAAAUCCAACCCUCACUAGUCCUCUUCUCUCAGCACCACUGGAUGCUGCUGUAAAGAAACCUCCAUCCAUAAGUGAAUUACAGGCUCCCUCUGCUGGAAAAGAAGACCAGGAGGACGUUUGUACAAAUUCUGUAGAGAAGAGCAUACAAAAAGAGCAGACUGGUUUUGAAAAUGAAGACAGAACCACAGGCCCUUGUGAGAGCUCUGAUCCAUCUGUAAACCAUCCCAGACUGUCACUGUUUAGUGGCAUGGAGCUGAUAAACAGAGGGAAACCAGUGUGUCUGGUUGAGCCUGUUCCUGUAGAACCAGAAACCCAGACUGGAGCAGAAGCCUUCGAAAACAUCGACAUGGUUAUGGAGAAGAGCUCGGAAAGAACAGCAGAGCCCUCCUCAUCCUCUAGUGGUGAACAAGUGUCUGCCUUCUCCUUCCUCAACCUCUGAGCUGGUGUUGGCUCCUACGUUGUUUAGAUGACUUUCUGUUGUAGAUUUCAAUAUUUUUGGUAGAAUCAAUGGUCCUAUGAGAAAAUAUGACUAGAAUGGAAUAAUAUGGGUGAAGCCUGCAAAAUUUAAGCCUGUACCAGAGGCUUGAAGGUACGAAAAUGCCGUUAUCAAAUCGUCCAGUCCUAUACUUGACAAGUAACUAUGUAUAUUUAGGAUUAAAAGUGAUAUCCACUCAAGGGCAGAUUAUAGAUUAUAUGGUUACUCAGUUCUAAAGAUUAAAAAUGUUAGUAUGCUAGGAUACAUAAGGUUGCCCUCUUGAGUAUGCAUACUUAAAGUCAAGUGUGACACUGGUGUUUACGUAAUAUUUAUGUGUCCAAAUGCUGCUAGUGGCUUAUAAUCAAGUCUAAUGGGGCGUAUGUUCAUUUCUGGUCUGGGUAGAAGGUUGCUGACAAACUGUGUAUAGCAACAGGUGAGCUGCAGGCAGUAUAGUAGGGGUGUAACGAUACGGCGUAUAAUAACGUAGACUAUUUGUCAGAAAAUACCGCUUAUAUCACGUGAGGUGUAAUAAACAUUUAAACUUAAUCGAGCAGACACUACCUCACUCUAAAAAAGAAGCUUCCUCUUGAUCCUGAAUCAGGAGAGUCUACAGGGGUUCAAAAAAAAAAACACACCUCUCUUAAGGAAGCUGUUUUUCACGAGCUAAUACACUAGAAUCCUAAGCUUUACCGACUGACUCAAUCUGGGCUGAAGAAAUCACUGCGAUGAUUGGGAAGUUAAUAGCCGCAGGUAUGAGACUCUACUCGGUAUAGGAGGAUUCAGAAACACGUUUGAGAUACAGAGAGCAAUGACUCUGACAGCACAACUGGCUAACAGCAGAAUUUGAAAUAAAAAAACAAAACUCUGUGCUUCAGACAGGGCUUGUCUGUGCCCUUGAGUCGCUUCUCUUGAGUCACUUCUCUGAGUGUUAAUGUUUAAUUAGGUGUGCUUAAUUUUGUUACAUUCUAAUGCACAGCUUUUGUUUAAUUAUAUGGUUCAAACAAAUUGUCAUUAUUAAGUUUUUAUACCUUUACAGUGUUGAAAUUUUGAAUCAGUUGAAAAUGGAAAUGUAAGGCACAUAAUCCGGCAAUGCUGGUUUUUGCAGUGCUGAAAAUGUAAUUUUUCAAGACACCACUGUAUUGAAUCAGAAUUCUGCAUAUCGUUACAUCCCUACUAAACAUUUAGUAGGUUUACCUGAGAAAAUGGCCAAACAGUGUCAGUAUUCUAUAUAAGUUGUUCAGCGGCCCCAGGUUCGAUCCUGAGCUCAGGUUACUGUGUGGAGUUUCACAUGUUCUCAGCGUGUCUGUGUAGAUUUACUCCAGGUUCUCUGUUUUCCUCCCACCUCCGAAAAACAUGCCGUUAGGUGGUUUGGCCAAAGAAUUGCCCCUGGGUGUGACUCAGUGUGUGAAUGUGUGUGUGCAUGGUGGUCCAGGGUGUAUCCCUGCUCCCGGUGAUCCCGGGAUAGGCACUGGAUCCACUGCGACCCUGACCAGGAUAAGCAGUUACUGAAAGAGAGUGAGUGAAUCCUCAGAGACCAGACAUUUAUCACAGUUCUCACCAUCUGCUCUCAGUAUAUCAAUCAUAACAAAUUGUACAUUCAGUUAAGUACUUGAGUGUUUUGCUGAUGAGAGAAAACCGAUAGGAGACGUACCUCAGGAUUCAUUUCCUCCAGUGUUUACCUUGCCUGACACAUAGUGUGUCUCUUUACAAAUAAUUUAAUGAUACUUUUGUUUUGCACUAUGGAGUUAUUGCUCAAAGCUACUUAAGUCUUCCAAUUAUUUAAAACCUUUAAAAAUGAUCACAAAACACAAGUAUUAACAUGCAAAAUCAUUUCAGUAUAUGUCCUUUUCACCGAUAAUUAGAUGGAUGAAAUCAGCUACAUGUGGUUUUGCAAACUGUGCUGUGUAUAUGUGUGUGUGUGUGUGUGUGUGAGAUGUGGAUCUGCAAUUAGACAUGUGUCAAAUACACUGUAUUAAUCAUAUCUUUAAUUAUACAUAGACACCAACACAAUAAAAUUAUUUAAAAACUUUUAUUGUUGAU
This is a messenger RNA of Pangasianodon hypophthalmus (striped catfish), 3956 nucleotides long. It is a transcript of the gene tepsin, whose product is annotated as TEPSIN adaptor related protein complex 4 accessory protein. Bases 111 to 1880 code for a protein of 589 amino acids. The transcript has 13 exons. Lineage: Eukaryota; Metazoa; Chordata; Actinopteri; Siluriformes; Pangasiidae. Gene Ontology annotation, cellular component: trans-Golgi network membrane. The record is from RefSeq and is a predicted model, not a curated record.